CUCGUCUUGUAGUACUCUUUGACUUCAUGAGCUUCACGAUGGCGGAAAACAAAGCUUCGAUCGAUAUUGAAAGACCUGCGAGUCAGCGGACGCUCACGCCUUCUUACACUGGUAGCGCUGCGAAGAAGGAUGAAGAGAGUCCAGCUACGAAAGAAGACGUCGCUCAGCCUGAAGACCCGAAUGCUGUUGAUUGGGAUGGCCCUGAUGAUCCAAACAAUCCCAUGAACUGGCCUGCCAGGAAGAAAUGGACUUGCAUCGGCGCCCUCUCCGUCAUGACCCUCCUAACACCUCUCGGCUCCUCAAUGUUCGCCCCCGGCGUCCCAGACAUCAUGCGCGAAUUCGAAACAUCCAACCGCAACAUCGCCACGUUCGUCGUCUCCGUCUACGUCCUCGGCUUCGCAUUCGGCCCUCUCCUCGCCGCACCGCUCAGCGAAAUCUACGGCCGCGCCAUCGUCUUCAACAUCGCCAAUGUUCUCUUCCUCAUAAUGACCGUUGCUACAGCACUGAGCCAAAACAUGCCUAUGCUUAUCGUUUUUCGCUUCUUGAUGGGUUUCACGGGCUCGACGCCUGUUACUAACGGAUCGGGUACUAUAUCGGAUAUCUUUCCGGUGCAGGAGAGAGGUAAGGCUAUGGCUGUUUGGGCCAUGGGACCUUUACUUGGACCGUGUAUUGGACCGUUGGCUGGUGGGUAUAUGGUUGAGGCUAUUGGAUGGCGCUGGGUAUUCUGGUUGAUUGCUAUUCUCACUGGCUUCAUCGCUGCGCUUUGUUACUUUGCCGCCCCAGAGACAUACGCCCCAACGCUCCUCCGUGCAAAAGCCGCCAAACUCAAAAAAGAAACCGGCAAUCAAGACUUAUACUCCAUCCUCGACAAAGACGGCCUCACGCCCAAACAACGCCUUAGCAACGCCUCCAUCCGCCCGAUGAGAAUGCUCUUCACGCACCUCCCCGUCUUCAUCCUCUCGCUCUACGUCGCCAUCGUCUACGGCGUGCUGUAUCUCAUGUUCAGCACCUUCACUUUCGUCUUUGCGCAGCAAUACGGUUUCGGCACUGGUACUAUUGGUCUGGCGUAUCUUCCUACCGGUAUUGGAAUGCUGCUUGGUACAAUGACGUUUGGGGUCAUGACGGAUGUUGUUAUUAAGAAGAAGAUUGAGCAGAACGGUAAGACGGUUCCGGAGGAUCGGUUGCCGAUUUGGAUGACAUUGCCUUCGGGCUUGCUUAUUGUGGGGGCGUUGUUUUGGUAUGGUUGGGCGGCGGAUCAGAAUGUGCAUUGGAUUGUGCCCAUGAUUGGCGUUGCGCUGUUUUGCUUUGGCCUUAUGGGUAUCAUGAUGUGUCUGCAAACUUACCUCGUCGACGCGUACAUCACCUACGCAGCAUCAGCCGUCGCCGCCAUGACAGUCCUCCGAUCCCUCGCUGGCGCUAUGCUUCCUCUCGCCGGACUGUCUAUGUACGAUGAUCUUGGUCUCGGUUGGGGGAACAGUAUCCUUGCGUUCUUGGCGCUGGCGCUUGUUCCUGUUCCCGUGAUCUUCUUCUUGUAUGGACCUAAGAUCCGAGCCAAGAGCCCGAACAACCUUGGUUAGACGGGGACAGGGUUUGACAAUGGCCAAUUGCAGGCUUAAGAUAGUGAGAU
Fusarium oxysporum Fo47 is the source of this 1627-nucleotide messenger RNA. Its product is annotated as major facilitator superfamily domain-containing protein. Gene Ontology annotation, molecular function: transmembrane transporter activity. The transcript is spliced from 5 exons. The coding region runs from base 27 to 1577 and encodes 516 amino acids. The record is from RefSeq and is a predicted model, not a curated record. Lineage: Eukaryota; Fungi; Ascomycota; Sordariomycetes; Hypocreales; Nectriaceae. Gene Ontology annotation, biological process: transmembrane transport.